Molecule: messenger RNA, 1080 nt
Organism: Penicillium alfredii
Lineage: Eukaryota; Fungi; Ascomycota; Eurotiomycetes; Eurotiales; Aspergillaceae
Exons: 1
Coding region: 1-1080 (359 amino acids)
Source: RefSeq, a predicted model, not a curated record
AUGUCAGAGAAGCGACCGGACAACACACCCGCCAGCUUCCAUUUAUUCCAGAGCCUCCCGACAGAGCUCCAAGACCACAUCUGGGAUCUCGCGGUCCGGCCACUGCCUGGCGAUCGACACCUGCACACCUUCAUUGUCGUCGACCACUACUUCAAAAAGAUCGAGUGGGAGCCAGACAUCCACGCGGACUUUCUGCGAUUCGCCUCUGACCCCUCGCUGAAAGGCUGCAACUUCGGGCUGGCAGUGCCCCACGACGACGCAACCAAAGGCCCCAACCAGUCGGCCUACAGGUUAGACAGCGGGCUGUGGACAGCGUGCCAGCAGUCACGCAAGGCCCUGGAGCGCCGUUUCACCAAGAAUGAGUGGUGGUCAGAGCUGCCUUCCCCAGCAUCUCCGCCUCGCCUGGCAACGAGCGGCGACUACGCAGGCCAGCCAGGCGUCUCGCACACGGCGUCGUAUCCCGACAAGAACGGCGAGCCUAAUCACAUCACCAUCCGCCCGGAUCGAGACCUGUUCCAUCUAGUGGACGCCACAGUCGGCUGGAUAGACUGGUUUUACCACUAUGCUGGAGAUCACGUCCCGCUUGUUGAUUGUAGGGCACAGAGACCCAACGAUCCCCCGGUCAGCUUUUUGGGGAUGGAUAUUGCAAUCGAAUUUGAGGCGAAAUGGGUUGGCUGGCUACCAUCUUCCCUUGUGGACACGCUUUCGGUGCUUCAUGACGAUGCGGGCAGAACGGUGUGGUUCAUUGAUCGCCGUCUGCGACGUGCACUCCGUUCAGGCGAGCUUGACUUGAAAGAGGGUUCAAGGCCCACAACUGCCACCACUGGGGACACAUCAGAUAUCUCUGAAUUAUCGUCGGAUCCAGAGGGCAUUCAGACCUUCUACUCAUGGGGCUACGUCUUCACCGAGGUUCGACAAAAGGAUCAGCAUUUAUGGGAAGUAGAUGACGAAGAGACCAAGAUGCAAACUGUGUUCGACAUCUUCCCUCUUCUUCAAGAAGCGCAUAAUGGUCGUUUGGAAAUAGAAGGGACAAAUCGACUUCGGGUUUUGGCAUGCGAACCUGAUCCCUCGGCUCUUUAA